GUAGUCACAACUCAGCAGCCACCUUUCUACUUUCCUUUUCCUCUUUUCUACUCUUCUCCCAAACAAACCCCUAUAUAUAUAUUUCCUUCUUCCUCCCUCUCUUUCACUCGUAUAGCCACACACUACUAAACUUCUCUCUUCUAAGAAAUUUAAUUUAAAAAAAUUGUGUGCAAAAUACAUUGUGAUAAAAAUGGCUCGGAAAAAUGCUCUUUGGAUCGGGUUUCUCUGCAUUAUCGUAGCCGGUGUAGGGGGUCAAGCUCCUGCCACGUCACCCACUACUAGUCCCGCACCACCAACAUCCACUACCCCUGCACCUACCGGUUCUCCACCUCCGGCGACUUCAUCUCCACCUCCUGCAGUAAGUUCACCUCCUCCAUCUGUAUCUUCUCCACCGGCUACUUCACCACUACCUGCCGCUUCUCCUCCUCCACCAGUGAGUGCUCCACCACCAGCUACUCCUCCACCAGUGAGUGCUCCACCACCAGUUACUCCUCCGCCUGUGAGUACUCCACCUCCACCGGCAGCGGCACCUGCACCGGUCGCAACUCCACCUGCUUCAGCUCCGGCUCCUACUCCGACGACAAAGAUAGCUACAUCUCCGGCACCUUCGCCGGUGGGAUUGUUGAGUCCUCCAGCACCACCUUUGGGUGCUCCAUCACCGAGUGGUUUCUCAGGUUUAUCUCCUGCUCCAUCAGCCCCUGAUCAGAGUGGAGUGGAGGGCAAUAUGAGAUUUUCAAAUAUGAUUAUGGGAAGUAUAGUGUUUGGAUGGGGUCUCCUCUACUUGCUGAAUUAGAAAUCUCUAUGUGAUUUUGUGCUCAUUUGCUUUUGCCACUAUAUUUUAUAUUAAUAUGAAAUGCCAUCACUUUAGCUUAUUAGUAGGAGGAUGAUGAUGGCUUUAUUUUUCCCACAUGUACUUGGAUUCUUUUUGGAUGUUUAUUGCUGAGGGGAAUUUAUUUUUGUUUUGGGACUUAAACUACUACACUAUUA
This is a messenger RNA of Solanum verrucosum, 987 nucleotides long. RefSeq names its product classical arabinogalactan protein 9. The record is from RefSeq and is a predicted model, not a curated record. The transcript has 2 exons. Lineage: Eukaryota; Viridiplantae; Streptophyta; Magnoliopsida; Solanales; Solanaceae. Gene Ontology annotation, cellular component: plasma membrane. The coding region runs from base 191 to 793 and encodes 200 amino acids.